This is a messenger RNA of Exophiala dermatitidis NIH/UT8656, 1407 nucleotides long. RefSeq names its product endonuclease III. Gene Ontology annotation, molecular function: oxidized pyrimidine nucleobase lesion DNA N-glycosylase activity; DNA-(apurinic or apyrimidinic site) endonuclease activity; DNA binding. The record is from RefSeq and is a predicted model, not a curated record. The transcript has a single exon. Bases 1 to 1407 code for a protein of 468 amino acids. Lineage: Eukaryota; Fungi; Ascomycota; Eurotiomycetes; Chaetothyriales; Herpotrichiellaceae. Gene Ontology annotation, cellular component: nucleus. Gene Ontology annotation, biological process: base-excision repair; base-excision repair, AP site formation; nucleotide-excision repair.
AUGCGGACCUCCAGGAUCUCCCAGGACACUACGCGAAUAUUCAAUGCGGUGUCCCACAAUGCGCGCACGGGGCGAACAACCAGGAGCGCAAAGCGCAUCGCCUCGUUUGCGCUGGGUUUCAAUGAAGAAACCGAGGUACACGAGGACAAAAAGAUGAAGCCGGAGGCGGAGGAGGACGAUAACAGCGACGACAACUCCACGCUAUCCGCACUCUCUCAGACGCCCGACAUCGAAGAUGCUUUGAGUCCGGAGCUACGGCCUCGGUCUGGGACGAACAGAAAGAGGAAGCUUGGUGCAGAGUCGCCGCAUACUGCGAGAUCUAUAACCACGGCGAAGACAGAAGUGGCUGAUACGACGGCGAGGAGAGGUGGGAAUACCACGGGGGGAACAAUAAAGACCGAAGAGAUAGAAGGAACAGCUACACCAACGCAAGCAGGUCCACGGGGGAGAAGUAAAGCCAAACCGAAGACACCUGCUCGCAAGACCACGUUGCCGUCAGGCACAGUCCGAACACAACCUCCGUCGAACUGGAACGAGAUCUACGAAAUAGUCAAGGCAAUGCGACAGCGCAACCCUACAGCUCCUGUCGACACCAUGGGCUGCGAGGAACUGUUCUGGCCGACCGCUCCGCCCCGCGAUAAACGGUACCACACAUUAACAUCGUUGAUGCUGUCCUCGCAAACCAAAGAUACAGUCACCGCAGUCGCUAUGCAUCGUUUACAUACAGAACUUGUGUCGACCGACGAGAUCAACCCGGAGGAGGGGGAGGCAGAAACGAAGCAAUCGCAGUUGACGAUAGACAAUAUCAUCUCCUGCGACCCCAAACAUUUGGACAAUUUGAUCGGCAAAGUCGGCUUCCACAACAACAAGACCAAAUACAUUAAACAGGCCGCACUCAUCCUAAAGGAGCGAUUUAAUUCAGAUAUUCCCGACACAAUCGAAGGGCUAGUCAGUCUUCCUGGCGUCGGACCGAAGAUGGCGUACCUAUGCAUGUCUGCCGCUUGGGGCCGCGACGAAGGCAUCGGUGUCGACGUGCAUGUGCACCGCAUCACCAACCUGUGGGGUUGGCAUAAGACCAAAACGCCCGAAGAGACCAGAGCCUGUCUGGAAGCCUGGCUUCCAAGGGACAAAUGGCAUGAGAUCAACAAGAUGCUUGUUGGGCUGGGCCAGACAGUUUGCUUGCCUGUCGGCAGGAAAUGUGGAGAAUGCGAUUUGGCGGGCACAGGGCUGUGUAAGGCCGAAAUUAGAGGAUGGAAGAGCAAAGUCACGCAAAAGACGACGGUGGUAAAAGGCCCCGAGGGAAGAGUCAAGGUAGAGUUUGACGAAGGAGUGGUCAAGCAGGAAACACUUGGGGGAGGAGAGCAAACUGCGCGGGUGCAAGUGAAGAUGGAGGAAGAACUGGGUUGA